Molecule: messenger RNA, 4164 nt
Organism: Owenia fusiformis
Lineage: Eukaryota; Metazoa; Annelida; Polychaeta; Sabellida; Oweniidae
Source: the annotation of a GenBank genome assembly
AUGACUAGUGAGAAUAGGGAUGGGGAUAAACAACAGCCCUGCUUUAAUCCAGAAGUACUAGAAUACCAUGGAGAGGAGAGCCCCACUACCCAAACAACUGAUAUCACUGAUACAAGUUUAACCGACACCAGGCCAGAGCCGAGCGUUUUCCAGAUUUACCCAAUCGAUGUGUCUACAGCUAUUGCCACUGAUACUAACCCAACAAGAGACGAUUCCGACGAGCCAGCUUCACUCAGUGUCAAUAGUGUAAGCGACCCCAAAGAAGACCUUAAUGAUUUGUUGAAGGAGCCGAAGGCUAAAGACGAUAGAAGACAGGAAAAAGAAAACAAAGUACGAGAAGACGAAGAUAAAUUACGUAAAGAUGCAGAUGAAAGAAGAGCAAAAGAGGAUGACAUCCUUACUACCAGUCAGAAAAAUAUACACACAACUGCACAGAAGUUUAUCAGUUAUAAUAUUGAGGUCGAAAGUCAAGAAGUUGAAUGCCAGACCGAUGCGCGAGAUUUUGGGACAGAACUAGAUAAGCGCGAUCCGUCAUUUAGUGUUACGCCAUGCAAUUAUUUUCAUUCUGACAUUGGCACACGUAUUAAAGAGGUUGAAGUAGACAAAAGCGGUUCGACUAAGAAUGAGGCCAAGAAUAAUCAGUGUAGCAAGCCGGUGGAAAGGUUCAGAAAACCCUUGACUGAGACGGUUGAUCUAAUUGAAUCCAAGAUUGAGCAGUCCAUGCAAGACGUAAACGAAGAAAAACAAGCGACAAAUGAAACCACUGAACGAAAAGAGGUGCUCAUAACAGGAGAUACAGAAGUUAGGAAAGAUCAAACAGAAGAUCAGAUUUUGCAACACAUUGAAGCAGACAUUUUGAUGAGGAAUGGAACAGAAGAGAGAAGUAGAGAUAUAACUUUCGAUAUCGAUGAGCAAUACGAGAACAAACUUAAAACGGUACUGAGCAAACUAAAGCAUGAAGAAGACAUACGACGGGAUGAAGAGGAUGAGAGGCGGGAGGAGGAACGUAUGAGGAGGGAAGAUGAAGAUAAAAUAAGGCAAAACGAGGAUGAAACUCAUAAUCAGAGGAUGAGUAAUGAGAGAAAUUGGGGAUUCUCCUGCUGUUUUCGCAAAGCUUUGCAUAUAAGCCUACAAGAUGCAAACGAUUUAGCGAUGAAAAAAAGGCGAAAAAAUGAAAACAAAAUACGUGAAGAGGAAGACAUUCGAAGAAAGGAGGAAGAUGAACGACGAGCCGCAUAUGACGCUGUACAAGCAAAGUUUGGGACUGAAGGUAGUCUUAAAGAUUUGGGGAAAAAACUACACCAUGAAGAAUUUUCAAGACGAGCAACUGAAGAUAAGAGGCGAAAUGAUGAAGAUCAAAGAAGAGAAAAUGAGCUUCAAAUGCGAAGCACAGAUAUCCUUAAUCAGAGAUGUCCCUCAUGCAGUGCAUCUGUUUGCUUCUGUAAAACAGAAACAAGGGAUUCAAACAUCACUGCAAUGAGAGAAAGGGAAGAUAAAAGAAGAGAAGAAGAUACAAGACGAAACAUAGAAGAUAAGAGGCGGGUUGCAUACGAUCGUCUUUUUGAAGACAUACCAGACCUCACUGAGUUACAACAUAUUAGAAACAAGACAGAUAACCAAAUCAAAAUAGAACGCCUCAAAAGCGAGGAACAAAAAUUCACUGAAGAAUUGAAAACAAUUAGAAUGAUAAAUAAACUACAUAAAAAUCACAAAAAACAAUCACCAAAUGAUAAAAAAGAAUGGAGGGAAAGUACACCAAAACAUGUUAAACUUCUUUGGAAAAUAGGUAAUAUCCAUCGUGAGAUUGGUAGACUUGAAGGUGAUCAAUUUGAAUAUAUAAAGGCGAUUGGUAUAUACGAAUGCGCAAUAGUGCACUGCCAUCUUGUUAAUGAAGAAUUAAAUACCACUGAUACAAUAUCAGAAGACAUCAGCGAAACAUUAGUUCAUUUAGAAAAAGGUAGAAGAAAGGCUUUGGACCUCUUUUUUCAACACUGUACAGGGAAGGGCACGCCAAACCAAUACUUUAAGGAUGAAGAGGAGAAUAAAGAAGAAUUAAAAGCCAUCAGAAAAGAACUUAAAUACAAAAUCCAAUCAAUGGAUAAGGAAUCAUUCUGGUUUGAGCCUAAUCUACGGCCUGAGGAAAGAAAAAUACGAGAGGAAAGUCAAAUAAGAGAAAAUGGGAAGAUAUUUGAAUGGAUCCAAGGCAAAAUGAAAACGUUUGUGUCUCGUUUAGUGACGCAAUGUAAGAAAAUCCUAGACUUUUGCAAGAAUGACUUUGCCUUCUUAGCAUUCGGUUCAUUGUCGAGAAAAGAAACAACUCCUUAUUCCGAUGUAGAAUUUGCUGCAGUUCAGGAUUCGAAUGACUCCGAGAUGAAUCCAGACUAUAAGAUGCGUCUUACAAAUGUGAUUAUGACACUUCAUCUCAAAUUCCUAUCAUUUGGUGAAACAAUUCUUCCAGCAAUGUACAUAAGAUCACUGAAUGGUCCAUAUAGCAGUGAAGAUUGGUACUUUGAUCAAAGAAAAUAUGUUGUCACCAAGCAAGGAAUAUCGUUUGAUGGCUUGAUGCCUUGGGCGAAUAAAACACCAUAUUUCACGAUAGAAUUAAAGAAUGGAAAGAAGUUCUGCUUAACAAACACAAAAAGAGCUUUCAUGCAGUUCUUCUGGGAUAACGACAAUGCAAAAAUCGUGAAAAAAUUGCUCUUUUUCUUCAAAGGCGAUUUUACAACAAUAUUUGGAGACAAACAAAUUGAGGCUGACAUGAGGAAGUGUUUCAUGAAAUCUCCACAAAGGGAGCAAGUGAUGAAGAUGAUUGUUGAUGAGUUAGAGGACGAUUUUGAAAAACACUCCAACGUGAAAAAGAUAUAUUAUGCCAAGUACAAAAGGAAGCUAAUUGAAAAGGAUGAAAUCCAUGUGAAAAAGGAGCUCUACCGUCUCCCAAGUGUUGUUAUCAAUAACCUUCUUCAUCUAAUAGGCAACAACAUAACAUGUGCAUGGGACAUCACGGAAAACAAUUCCAAAAUACACAGUGAUGUCAUUCACAAUUUAAAAAUGAUGUUAUCAACAUCUGCAGAAAUUCGAUUACGAUGUUACUCCAAUGAAAAUGGUCAAGUGGAUGUAGAAAAGGGGGAACUAUUACCAGAUAUCUUUGUUGGGACUGAUGUAAAUAAAGAUGUCUUCGGGAAGAGUCUCAUUCUACGCUAUUUCCUUUCUGCCAUCCCAUUCGUACUUGCUAUGGAGGAAGCAAAGGAUAGAAAAUCAAACCCAAGAACUGCAGACAAGAAAGCAAAACAGGGACAUGUUGCUCGAACUAUUAUAAGGAAAGAAAAUCCGAGAGCUGGAAAUAUGGGAGACGCAGAGCGUAAAGCUAGAGAUAUAGAUACUUUGCAGUAUCGAGCAGUGCCAGGGCAUGAAGAGGAUAAUAAACCUGGAGAAUACAUACUCAGGUCUCUAAAAAGUGCAACACUGUAUGAUCCAUCCCAUUUGAACAAAGCAAUGGCCUACAUAUUAAUGAAUGACAAAAGAAAAGCUGAGGAAGAAAUGAAUAAAGCAAACGAAUGUAAAACAUAUGACACCUCACCGACACAACAAAUAAUGUACAUUCUUUGCAAUACUUUCAUAGAUAAUGACAGUAUAAGUAAACCAUUUUUUGACAAGUGGAAAGAUAAAGCACUUGUAAAUGAGGAAAUGGAUAUAGAUGUCAAGAAUGCAUUGGGAAAUACCCUACGGCAGAAAGGUAAUGUUAUGGAAGAAACGGAGGUGCUGGAAACAAGUGUAGACGAUUCUCUCAAAGAUCGUAGAAAAAUAACAUCAGUUACACUUCUUAACUAUGCAUAUGAACAGGCCAACAAUGAAACAAAGCUCCAGGAAUUGCAUGACAAAUACCCAGAGAUUAAGGAGAUUCAAAACAUGAGGAACGAGCUAAAGACUCUGGAAGAUGAAAAUGCUAAACAUAAAGCAAAGGUAGAGAAGAUUACCGAGCAGAAUAGACAAUAUGAAAAAGAAAUCAAAGAAUUGCGGAGAAAGAGGGCAUGUGAUUCGAGAAAAAAGUAUAAAUGGACUUACGGAGUGCAAGAAAACAUGUCUACUUGCUGUAGCAAGAUUGACAAAAUUACUAUUGCAAAAUUACACAGAGAGAGAGAGAGAGAGAGAGAGAGAGAGAGAUGA